This is a messenger RNA of Caenorhabditis remanei, 654 nucleotides long. RefSeq lists its product as uncharacterized. Lineage: Eukaryota; Metazoa; Nematoda; Chromadorea; Rhabditida; Rhabditidae. The coding region runs from base 1 to 654 and encodes 217 amino acids. The record is from RefSeq and is a predicted model, not a curated record. The transcript has 5 exons.
AUGAGUGUAUCCGUUUUAGCGUCCAACCGAUUGUCAGUCAUGUUAUUCCCCACUAGUUUUCAUAAGAUGUGGAUGGGAUACCGUCUAUGGGUCGCUAUAGCCAUCCAGUAUCUCACCGGAUUGCUUAUCGGUCUUGCCACAUUUUUCAACGAAGUACAACUAUUUCGAAAUGGUAAAAACGGAAUAGUCCCAAAGUUUUUGAAUACAACUUUGACUAACAGAUUUUUCGCUAUUGGAGGAGUAUUUUUACUUGUAAAUUGUAUUUAUUUAGUGGGUACAUAUUGUUAUUUGUUUAUAGUAAUACGUAGAAGACAGAAGAAAAUGCACACCUCCACACCAAUGAUUAUAAAAUCUCGGACCAAAGAGCGUGCCAAAAUGCGAGAAGCUCGUUUAUUCACCAUGAGCACUAUAAUUGUGGGUGUCCAGUUGUGUAUUCUUAUACUCUUCAUCUUCAAAGGUGCCGACAUUUUAGCAUUCACCAGUGAUCAGUUUUAUUUGGUGUAUAAUGCAGUGAGCGACCUCUACGCAAGUAUCAACCCGUAUCUUCUUUGGGUAUUCUCAGAUUCACUCAGGAAAUAUAUACUUCAACGGCUAGGAUUUAUCAAGAAGAAUAAAAAUAUCACAUCAGUUACACCUAUCACUUUUGUGUUAUGA